GUGUAGUAUAAAACAGACGACAAACUCUUGUUUUCUAUCAUUCACUUCUUGCAUUCCUUGUGACAAAGAACCAACCACACUUCUCAAAAAUGGCAUUCAAGUUUGUAUUCGCACUCGCCUUUGUCGCCGCGGCCAGCGCUGGCUAUAUACCCGCUGCUCCAGUAUACCACGCCGCACCAGCCGUCGCCGUGCACGCAGCACCUGUGGCCGUAGCCCAAAAGGUUGUUGUGAAAUCGGAAGAAUAUGAUCCUCAUCCUCAAUACAAAUUCUCUUAUGGCGUCGAUGACAAACUCACCGGUGAUUCCAAGAGCCAAGUGGAGGAACGUGAUGGUGAUGUGGUCCAUGGUGAAUACUCCCUCAUUGACGCUGAUGGUUACAAACGCACUGUUCAGUACUCUGCUGAUCCCAUUAAUGGCUUCAAUGCCGUCGUGAACCGUGAACCUCUUGUCAAAGCUGUUGCCGUCGCUGCAGUUGUAAAGACCGUUGCUCCAGUUGCUCACUACGCCGCUCCAGUGGCUCACUAUGCCGCUCCAGUGGCUCACUAUGCCGCUCCAGUCGCUCACUACUCCGCCCCCGCAGUAGUCAAGACUGUUGCCCCCGUAGCUCAUUAUGCUGCCCCGGUGGCUCACUACGCCGCACCAGCUGCCCAUUACACUUCUUAUGCCGCUCCAGCAGUCAAUUACCAUCACUAAGGACUAGUCUUCGAAUA
Messenger RNA from Bactrocera latifrons, 709 nucleotides. RefSeq names its product larval cuticle protein A2B-like. NCBI's taxonomy places the organism in Eukaryota, Metazoa, Arthropoda, Insecta, Diptera, Tephritidae. The coding region runs from base 90 to 692 and encodes 200 amino acids. The transcript has 2 exons. The record is from RefSeq and is a predicted model, not a curated record. Gene Ontology annotation, cellular component: extracellular matrix.